GCAGGAAAAAUCUUCAAAGAUGGCGGAGGGUGCAACGUCUCUGAAAGGGUUGCGGGCACAAAUGGCUGCGGCUGCACAGGCGCAGGCAGAGGAGCGGCGCAGCCAGGCAGGAAACAGCCCAACCCCUACAGCUCCAGACAACACGAAGAGCCAGGCCAGACCAGUCAUUGAUGGUGCAGCUUUGAAAAUAGACGACAAACUCAGAGUGGCUAAAGAGAGAAGAGAAGAGCAGGACAAGAAACAAGCUGCCCAAAAGUCCCAGCUCCUCGAGCGAGAGCGCAAGGCCCGGCUGCAGGUGGAGCGACAGAUGGAGGAGAAACUGAAGAAGCUGGAGGAGCAGCGAAGAAAGGAGGAACAGAGGAGAUCUGCUGUGGAGGAGAAGAGGAAACAGAAAUUAGAGGAAGAAAAGGAGCACUAUGUGGCAGUGAUGAGACGUACCCUGGAACGUAGCCAGCGAGUAGAGCAGAGACAGAAGAGAUGGUCCUGGGGUGGACUCUCAGAUUCUGACAACAAAAACGGACAGGCUGACAGUGGCUCCGCCUCUUCCCCGGUUGCUAUAGUAAUCUCCCCUGCCUCUCCAGUCUCCAAGCCGCCCAGGAGUCAGACGUCACAAGACAAGCGCUCUUCCUCCACUAUGAACCUGAAACAGACUGACUCAGUCAUCAACAAGCGUCUCUCCUCAUCCUCUGCCACCCUCCUUAACUCUCCCGAUAAAAGUUCAAAGCGGAGAAGUUCAUCUUUAAACCGGUUGCCUAGCAAUGCCCCUCAGGCCCCUAAAGAAGCGCAUAAGCAGCCUCAGGUGGAAAAGACAGGCCCAAUCCUGAAGAAGCGAAGCUCCUCCCUCUCUCGAGUAGGGGCUAAAACACAGCCCACCACCAAAGCAGAGAAAACCACAGCCAACGAAUCAGCUCGCCGUUCAUUGGCCACCCCCAUGGACAGCGGCGUCCUCAGUCGCCUGCUCACACCCACCCAGGCCUCACUAGCUAGAAGCAAGAGUGCUGCGGCCUUGUCCGCCGAUGGAACCGACGCCCAAGAGUCUCACCUGUGUCCUCGUUCAGCGUCUGCCAGCCCCCUGCAACCCCCGACUCACGGACCCUUGCGCAGCCGAAGCAGUGACCGGAAGAAAGGCCCAUCUACAUCUGCGUCUUCGGAUGCUAUCGGCGGUAUGACAGAGAAAGGUGAGAAGCGUUUUACAUCACCAGUAGGAAAACGUCCUGCCUCGCCUUCAAGUCGUCAUCGAUCCCCCUCACCUGCCCCACCUGCUAACACCGUCCCAAGAGCGCCCUCACCUGGAGCAGCCAAGCAGAGUCCUCGAUUUCGUCCUUCUUCACCCAGUGGUGUGAAACAGCGGCCUCCGUCCCCUCAACCCUCUACCACACCCAAACCUCCACCCAUUCAGAAACCUGCUCUUACACCUACCGGCCCCCCCACCCUGCGCAAGAGGGACCCCAAGCCAAAGGAUAUGUCUCCUAUGAUGCCCGUCACUCCCCAGACUCCAGAAACCAUCACCACCACCACACCUAGCCCAGCACCCAUAGUCAAAAUCAAAGAAGAAUCUAAUUCCAAAGCCAUGGCAGGAACCAGCUCUGCUGCAGAGGCUUCCAAGAUCCUGGCAGAAAACCGACGUCUGGCACGUGAGCAAAAAGAGAAAGAGGAACAACUCCGUAUACAGAGAGAAGAGGAGGAGAGGCUAAGGAAAGAGGAGGAGAAGCGACAGGCAGAGGAGGAGCGUUUGAGGCUCAUAGAGGAGGAGAAGAGGCUGGCGGAGGAGCGGAAGAGAGAAGAGGAGGAGCAGGCUAUUAAAGCGGAGGAGGAGAGGCAGCAAAACGAACUGGAGGAGCAGCAAAAGCAGGCCGAGCUACAGAGAGAGCGUGAGGAGGCUGAAGCAAAGGCGGCAGAGGAGGCAGAGAAGCAGCGCAUAGAGAGAGCACUCAUUAUGCAGAAAAACCAACAGGAACGCAUGGAGAGAAAAAAGAGAAUUGAAGAAAUUAUGAAGAGAACCAGAAAAACAGACCAAACUGAUUUUAAGAGUUUUGAAGGCAUGUCUGAUGAAAAUGGAGAUGAGGCUGAGGACCAACUAAACUGUGAAAAUAAUAAGGAGAAUCAGGCAGUCGAGUCAGAGAAGAGUGUGGAGUCGGUGGAUGAGACACUUUUAAGUAUGAAUGGACAAACGGAUGAGGAGAGUAAGGAGAACAACAAUGGACCCAGCACAGAUAAUCCAUCAAUGGACAGCCCUCCUCCUAAAUCCUGCCUGAUAGAAGGCUCAGAGUUUGUCAAUGAGGACUCUAAUGUGAGCCUGGUGGAUGGACUAAACGGUAAAGGUGGACCCUGGAGCUUUGAGGAGCUGAUCGAUCUGGGCGUUCAUGCAAAAAGCAAACCUCUGAUGGACGACGGUGGCCCAGAAGGACCCCGAGUGGCCUUUGAAGAAAAAACGAGCUCCUUACAUCCAGCCCCACCUAUUGAAGCCCUGUCCGAGAUGUGAAUGGCCAAGUCCGUUUAGGGCCUGCUGGGUGUUACACUCCAUGAGUCCAUCGUCUUGAGCACUGGGACUCAUCUGGACAGUGAGGAAAAGUACACGGUGCCUCUGCACAUCAGAUAAAGGAUGGAUUUAGCAAGAAAAGUUGGAAGAAAAUACAAAUGAAGUGCUUCAAGGAAAAUAAUGGGUUCCUUCAUUGUGUUUGCGUCGCUUAACUCUACGCAUAUAAUAUCUGUGUAUCAUCAGCAUUUGUUUUUCCUUAGAUACGUUUCACGUUGUCUUUUAAAUGUGGGGACAACUUUAAUUUAUUCACAUUUAAAAUGGCUGCUCUCUCCUUUUGUUGUUUUUUGUUGUGCAUGUUUUUUGCAGAAUUUCAUUGCAAGUCUUUACACGGCAUAGGCAAAUUACACAUGCUAUAGAAUGAUGCUGUGGGUUAUUGAGUAUGCGUAAAGCGAUUUGGUCACUGAGAAUUGAGAAAGCUCACAUUUUUGGGCUGACACAGAGGUUUGAAAGUCGUACUCCUUAAAACCCCAUGAGCAAAGCUCAGGAAUGUGACCCAAGUUGGAAUCUGUCAUAAACACAGACAGGCUGCUGGUGUGGAGUUAUGAUGAUGUACUUUUAAUUUCACCUCAGGAUAUUUUCCUCUUAGCUUCUCUUUGCUCCAAAAUAAUAGCUUUGAAAUAACUCCACAACUGACUUCAAUGUGUGAAACCACAGCCACUAUAGUGUUAAACACUAUAUUUUCUCUAGAUGUGCAGACCGCUCGAAGCAUUCCUACUGUGUGUGUCACUUGUAAAUAGCAAAUCUUUGUCUAGAUAUUUCAUUGAAACUGCUUACCAGACUGAUUACACCUAAAAUUUGAAUUGAGCGUGAAUAUUAUGCCAAUACUGCCUUGGGCUUUGAGAUAUAAGGAUAUGGGAGCUCGAUUGCAGAUAGGCAUGAUAACACUUGGUUUUUAUGUUGUAUGUUACUGUUCUCUAGUAAGUUACUGUAUUGUUGAUUGUCAUGUUCUGUACAUAAGUAUGACUAGUAACAAAUAUCUAAUUUAAGUAAAAUAACAUCCGAUGUCUGCAUGUAUCUAUGCUCUAUUAUAUUACUGUAACCUCUUGCACACUUUCUGCAUGGUUCUGGUGUCUGUUCCCCAGGGGUUUGAACAAAUAUGUUUGUUGUUUCAACAGCUAAACUUGAAUGAUUUAAUGUGUUCUCAAAUGCCCAAAGUCCCCUCAGGGUUAUACUGUGCUAUUAGGUCCUUAUGUAUACAGUAACUGUUUUUAUCAUCCUUUCUCGGUAUAACUUUUAUAUCCUAGUGCCCUCUUAGUGAAACAAUUGUUUUAUAUAAUAAAAAAUAGUCCUAAAUAUGCAUAAAUACAGUCAUAUAUUUAAAACUACAUUUCUGCAUAUACAAGUGUUAUGUAAAUAAUCAGUAUUAGGCUGAUAUUGGCCAUAUUUGUGUGUAGGGGGAAUUACUGUAGGUUUUGAAAGGCUUUCUGUUAGUGUACUGUACGGUGUGAUGGUAUACGUUUAUCACAGAAUGAAAUGCUGUUACUAUACUCAAAGACCAGAUUAAUUACAGGUUAUAGCACCAGCCUGUUAGAUGUGUUGCAAGAAAGACAAAAGAAAGUAGGCUGAGGGUGCAAGAAAAGUACAAAGCUGCUGUGAGGUUGACUAAUGGAUGGGAAUGUUGGUAAACGUUUGCAGCCGGAGGAUUCAAGGCAGGUUAAGUAAUUGAUGGAUAUGUGCAGGUGACCUCCGCACUAGACUAGGUGUGAGGUUUUAGCAAUUUGAAGUCAGAUUUUGGUAGAAAAUAGGGUGUACUAUAUUUGAAAAAGUCUUUGAAUAAUCCAGUUCAAAGGUCACUGGGUUUAGAGGAAACACCAGUUCAGUUUGUGUUUACUAAUUUGUCAUUAUCAUUCCAACUAUAUAUAAGAAUUUAUGUUUCUGUGUUAUAUAAUUUUAUAUGCAUCUGUGAUUUUUACCUUAUGCCGUAUGAUAAGGAUUCUUUGACUCAGGAGCUUUAGUGGAAAUUUUUGUGGGGGUUAUAGAAGUGAUCAGUGCUUGACGCGAGACGUAAUACGUGUACGUUAAGUGCGAUUUGGAAAAACUGUGAUCUGUUUCGGCCUUUCGUAUGUACUUCUAAUACUCUUAAAACUUACAAUUUUCAGUUGUGUGGCUGCUGCUGAAAAGAUUAAGGCAUGUGUGUAUGUUAGUUGUGUUUUGCUUCUUUUUUAAUGCACUAGCACAGCCAGUUUACACGUUAAACCCAAAUGCAGAUAUCAUUUCCACUAACAGAGUCCUUUGUACUGUAUACAUAAGAAAUAAAGCUGUUCUUUAAUCUCCAAUACAGGGAUAAAAUAGGACGGUGCCUUAGAUGCAGAAUAGGCUGUAUUUUAUUUUCAUAUAUUAAUACCUAACGAGUCACGUGAGCUUACCUCGGCCAUGACAAUCACUCUAUUCGACCAGGGUCAGGAAUAGGAUCUGCUUUUGUUAGACCUGGGUCUUGUCUUGAAUUUGCCCUGACCACAAAUUAUAUUUGUAAAUAGAUCUAAAUGUACUGGGAAAAUAUAAAAUGUUAAAAUAAAGUUUUGAAAGAUAAAAGGACA
Paramisgurnus dabryanus is the source of this 5076-nucleotide messenger RNA. RefSeq names its product MAP7 domain containing 3 (gene map7d3). Gene Ontology annotation, cellular component: microtubule cytoskeleton. Gene Ontology annotation, biological process: microtubule cytoskeleton organization. The record is from RefSeq and is a predicted model, not a curated record. NCBI's taxonomy places the organism in Eukaryota, Metazoa, Chordata, Actinopteri, Cypriniformes, Cobitidae.